Symbiodinium pilosum is the source of this 1128-nucleotide messenger RNA. The record is from the annotation of a GenBank genome assembly. NCBI's taxonomy places the organism in Eukaryota, Dinophyceae, Suessiales, Symbiodiniaceae.
AUGGUGAUCGCUAAGUUGCUGGCCUGUGCGCUGUCUUGGCCGCUGCUUGUGACCCGAGCUCUUGAAGAUGUGAUGCCAGCUGAUGAUGAGUGCGCAUCCCCUGAAUGCGCGCUUCAAGCCUUGCAGUCUCGCGCCAAGACUGUUAAGCAAGGCAGCGACGAAGGCGUGUCUGUGGGUUUUGCAGCCGUCCCGGGCGUCUUCGAUGAUGACAUUGAUGGCCUGCUACCGGAUCCUGACGAGACAGAGGGAGACGAGGAGGACACGGAGGACGAAGAGCCAGCAGGCCCGGGCCUAUGUGGUGGGCAGACCUACGACCAUUCCAAGGAAGGAUGCUGUGGCAAUGUGCUUUUCGAUCUCACCACUCAGAGCUGCUGCGGCACCGACAUCUUCGAAAUCAAGGGCGAGGACUGCUGCAACCAAACCGAAGUCUACAACACCACAGCCCAGGGCUGCUGCAAUCACAAGCACAUCUUCAAUCUUGGCGAAGAGUACUUGACCUUUGGGCUAAAAUGCCUGGCUCCCGUCAAGCCACCAUGGAACACUCAUUUUGAUUGCUCAGAAGAGUGGCCACCCGCGAACUACGCCGAGACGUGGAAACGCUACUGCGCCGCCAGGAGAGCAGGAAGGCACAUGGCCUGGGCAAUGACCCCGUCCUGUGAAGUGGGCUGGUUGUCAGUGGUGCAGAGGACGCAGGAAGAUGCAAAAAUGAAGGCCAAGUCUCAAUGCCAAACACGGGCCAAUGCCUACAACAAAGAGACCUGCUACAUCUUCGACUUUGAUGCCAAGUCCUGUUUUCGCCAGCGCUGUGGCACAACGCUCUAUGACGCCACCAUGAUGGGUUGUUGCAACGGAGAGGUUUUCGAUUUGCGGACGCAUGCCUGUUGCUCAGGCCGUGUGUACGAAACCAAGACAACUGGCUGCUGCAACGGUAAGCUGUACCAAAAGGAGCCUCGAAGAUGUUGUGGCGGGAAGCACCUUUUCAACAGCAAAACUCACGGCUGUUGCCUGGAAAAGGGGCCCCAAGUUUUCCGUUUUGGAAAGCAGAAUUGCUGCGCUGCUCCAAGCGGCAUCUGCAAGAUCCCCAAAGGCGUGGAAUCAUGUUGCACGAGAGAAGGAAAAUGGGGAUGA